GCCCCUUCGCCGCCUCCCGCCGGCACCGAGCGGCUCGCGGUGUCGGCACUGCCCGGCUGCCGCCGCCGCCGCCCCGGCCCCGCCCGCGCCGGGACAUGGACUCCGACUCCUGCGCUUCGCCGUUCGCCCCGGAGGACUUCUCCCCCGGCUCCCGGCGGCACCGCACCGUGGAGGACUUCAAUAAGUUCUGCACCUUCGUCUUGGCUUACGCCGGCUACAUCCCGUACCCGCAGGAGGAAACGCCGCUGAGGAACAGCCCCAGCCCUCCCAACAGCACUGGAGGCACGAUUGACAGUGAUAGCUGGGAUCCUCGCUUCAAUGACACCCCCUCCUCUGUCUCCCUGCCCACCAAGAACAGAAAGAACUUUAGUCAGCUUAAGCGGGCAAAACCAUACAGUUCCCUGUUCCAGCGGGCAAAGGCCAGCAACUUCCUGCCAGAGCGAAAGCAAAUCGAUAAGAUUAGGAAGAAGAAAAAGCUGAAAAGGAGGGAAACAGAGGUGUCUGCAGAGGAGGACUAUGAGGAGAAGCUGCUGGAUCUGGAGGCAGAGGACUCUUACGCAGAGACGCCGAUGAGCCCCUCAUCGGAGGGCGAUCCUCAGUCUGUGACUGAGCACUGCUCCGUGUGGGACUCUGACACCCCAUCCAGUGUCUCCUACCCUGCUGUGACGGCCGAGCAGACGGUGGAGAUCCAGAGCGUGGGCAAACGAACGGUCAUUCGGCAGGGCAAGCAGGUGGUCUUUCGGGAUGAGGACGGCACUGGUGAUGACGAGGACAUCAUGGUGGAUUCAGAUGACGACUCAUGGGACCUGGUCACUUGCUUCUGCAUGAAGCCUUUCGCUGGGCGGCCGAUGAUCGAGUGCAACGAGUGCCACACCUGGAUCCACCUCUCCUGCGCCAAAAUCCGCAAGUCCAACGUCCCAGAGAUCUACAUCUGUCAGAAGUGCCGGGACUCCAAGUUUGACAUUCGCCGUUCGAACCGCUCCCGGACGGGCUCGCGCAGGCGCUUUCUGGACUAGUGGGGAGGCACGUGCUGGUGCGCUGCGUGGGUGGGCGAGCUGUGGGUGCCGGCCGGGAGGCCGGGGAGGGCUCCCCUGAACUGCUGCUGCUCAGGCAGGAGGGCUGCCCAGCCGGCCUGUGGCCCAGGAGUGAGGAAUCGCUGAGCCACGGGCAGCCGGAGCUGGGAGCGGCCGACUGGGCAGAACUGUGGUGAGAGACUUGUCUCGAGGGACAGACGAAGCUGAGCUCAGUGGAGUUUUGUCUGGUUACGAUGACUGGGUGAUGUACAAUACCUUUGCCAAGUAGGUUUUCUCAUCCCAUUGGGAAACUGCAAAUCUCUGUGCUAGAAAACUCUUCCUCCUCCCGAAGAGGGAGGGGAGGAGGAGAGAGUCUGUGUGAAAGUCUGAGAAGUAAAUGGCCCUGUGUUUUAAAUUCA
This is a messenger RNA of Hirundo rustica (Barn swallow), 1432 nucleotides long. It is a transcript of the gene PHF13, whose product is annotated as PHD finger protein 13. Gene Ontology annotation, biological process: mitotic chromosome condensation. The record is from RefSeq and is a predicted model, not a curated record. Gene Ontology annotation, molecular function: chromatin binding. Bases 96 to 1016 code for a protein of 306 amino acids. The transcript has 4 exons. NCBI's taxonomy places the organism in Eukaryota, Metazoa, Chordata, Aves, Passeriformes, Hirundinidae.